CAAUGUCCUAUGCUAUGAGGAGUCUGGUGGAGGAUGAUAACAGAUACCUCAAGUCCUUCCGGUUGUUCCUGGAAUGCUCCUCUGAACAUCAGUGCAUGCAGGACUUCAUCCACGUCAUCCUGCCUGACAUAUUAGCCAGCAUUGGAGAGGGAAAAGCCAAUCUUAAUGUGAUGGGAGUCGGAAGUGGAGCAGGUGAGGUUGACCUGGAGAUGUUCUCAGAGCUGCGCCUGAAGCAUCUUGCCGUAACCGUGGACAAUCAGGUGGUGGAGCCCAGCGCGCAGCAGUUACACCUUUAUAAGGUUUUGGUGUCCCAGAAACCAAAUCUAGAUUACAUUAAAUUCACCUGGAAUAAGAUGACUGCCACUGAGUUUGAGAAGGACUGGCGAGAGAAGAACUAUACCAAGAAGAUGGACUUCAUACACAUGAUACAGAUGUUGUAUUAUGUGAAGGAUCCUUGUGCUACAGUGUCAUUCUACCAGAGUCUCCUGGACAAGAAAGGAAAACUACUCAUCAUUCUGGUGUCUGAUGAGAGUGGCUGGGGGAAGCAUUGGAAGACCUUCAAGACCCAGCUGUGUAACACAGAGAGCAGUCACUCUGUCACUACAGGUGAUAUUAAAACCUACCUGGACUCUAAGACAGUGAGUUACCAGAGCUACGAGCUACCUUCUCAGAUUGAUAUCACAGAGUGUUUCACUGAGGGGGACCAGAGAGGAGAGCUACUGCUAGACUUCCUGACUGAGGUGUUUAACUUCAGCGGCACGGCUCCUGCAGGGCUGAAGGCUAGAGCUCUGGAGCUGCUGAGACACCCAGACUGUAGUAAAGAGGUAGAGGGAAGGGUUAUCUUCAAUAACACCCUGGGCGUGCUGGUCGUUGACCCUCUACAGUAACUAGUUGUUAACCAUUUACAAUAACUUUAAAUACUGUAGCAACAAUGAUUAAUUGAGCGACAUCAGAACCUGACAUAACAGUUGCUUUUUGAUUGACAUCUUGUUUCAAUUAUAUGUGAAUGUAUCCUGUAUACACUCCAGAGUGUAUACAGUUUUGUCAUUACCUCUAUCAGUUAUGAUAAGAUAUGAUCCACCAGUCUACUGAAUGACUGCAGAUAUCAGCAUGUGUCUCAUGUACUCUUAACAAUAGGCUAAUCAGUCUGUGGAAGUAGUUCAUCAAUAUUUAACUGGCAGUAAUAAUUUAGCCAGUGUGGAUUUUGAUUCUGUCACAGUGAUAUCAAGAGAAGUGGAAGCAAACGAUGACCA
This is a messenger RNA of Oncorhynchus kisutch (coho salmon), 1253 nucleotides long. RefSeq names its product histamine N-methyltransferase-like. Gene Ontology annotation, molecular function: N-methyltransferase activity. The transcript is spliced from 6 exons. Lineage: Eukaryota; Metazoa; Chordata; Actinopteri; Salmoniformes; Salmonidae. Bases 3 to 887 code for a protein of 294 amino acids. The record is from RefSeq and is a predicted model, not a curated record.